This is a messenger RNA of [Candida] anglica, 1518 nucleotides long. NCBI's taxonomy places the organism in Eukaryota, Fungi, Ascomycota, Pichiomycetes, Serinales, Debaryomycetaceae. The record is from the annotation of a GenBank genome assembly.
AUGACAUUCCCCUUAAUUGAAAAUGUUGCUGUAAUUGGUGCUGGGCCGGCGGGUCUUGCUGCUCUUUAUGAAUUUCUUCAUCUUAAUAAAGAUGGAUCUUCAACUGUAGGCUCAAACAAAUCCGCCGAUCCAAUAUUCAAUGUUACAGUAUUUGAACAGAAGGCUGUUCCUGGUGGAAUAUGGGCUCAAACGAAUGAUGUAGAUUUACCCAUACCGCCACAGAAUAUUUUGGAAACAUCUGAAUAUAAUAAUCCAGAUGUUAUUCAAAUAAACCAGCCAAUUCCCAAAGAAGUUAUUGGGAAAACUUACCAAUCUCCUUAUGUUAAGAAAUUGAAUCCAGAAAGACAAUUGGAGUGGACUCAUAGUGGUGUCUAUCCAGAUCUUUUCACUAAUGUUGCCUGUAGAUUCACUCGAUUCUCAUAUCAACCUAUUGAGCCAGAAUAUUGGGAUGAAAAGAGACUGAUCUAUCCUUUUUUAACUCAAGAAGAGUUGAAAUCCCGAUUUCAAACAUUUAUUACAAAGGAAAAUUUAUCCGAUUAUAUUAGAUAUAAUUCAAGAGUACAAAAUGUAAUUAAAGAUAAAGGCAAAUGGAUUUUAACUAUUCGUGAAUCAAAUGAAGUUUUGAACAGAGAAAAUUGGUAUCAGCAAGAGUUCGAUGCAAUUGUAGUAGCUAAUGGACAUUAUUCCAUUCCAAAUAUUCCUGUUAUUCAAGGAUUGGCGGAAUUUAAUAAGCUGAACCCAGGAAAGGUAAUUCAUUCAAAUGCAUACCGUGAUUCAAAAAUUUUUCAAGGUAAAAGAGUUUUAUUUGUUGGUGGGAGUAUUUCUACAGCUAAUUUGGUUCAAUAUGCAUUUCCAUUGGCAAAUAAAGUGGUUGUUUCCAGAAGGGGGUCACAUAAAGUGUUUCCAUGGAUAGAUGAAGCGCUUAAUUCUGAUGGUAUUAUUGGUAAACCAGAAAUUCAACAAAUUGAUCAUGACGGUUCAGUUUUAUUUAUUGAUGGAACGAUAGAAAGCCGUUUUGAUUUAAUAGUUUUCACUACAGGUUAUCAUUUCCAUUAUCCAUUUUUAAACGAUUAUUUGGAAGUGACUGAAAACUCAAAUCUGAGUAGAGUUUCUGGUCUUUACCUUCAAACAUUCUCAAUAAAGGAUCCAACAUUAGCUCUUGCUGGAGCGGUUGUAUCUGGUAUCAACUUCUUAACCAUUGAAUCUUGUGUUGCAGCAAUUGCAGGAGUAUGGUCUGGGGUCAAACAACUCCCCUCGAAGGAAAAACAAGAAGAUUGGGAGGUAGAAAGGGUUAAAUUACGGGGUAAUAAUCUUUCAUUUCACCACUACGCAUACGAAACGAUUAAGGAAGAUUUAAUAGAUCCUUUAUACUCGUAUGCGGCUAAUGAAAGAGCUAAUCCACUAAUGGAAGAUGGGAAUUUCCUUGAUGAAGUUGCAAUUGCUGGUAUUUCUUUGAAAAAAUUAUUCUAUAACUUAAAGGAAGAGAGAUUGACAGUUAGUCAGACGAAAGGAAUAUGA